Coregonus clupeaformis (lake whitefish) is the source of this 3591-nucleotide messenger RNA. Its product is annotated as leucine-zipper-like transcriptional regulator 1. Gene Ontology annotation, molecular function: protein binding. Lineage: Eukaryota; Metazoa; Chordata; Actinopteri; Salmoniformes; Salmonidae. Gene Ontology annotation, cellular component: Golgi apparatus. The record is from RefSeq and is a predicted model, not a curated record. The transcript is spliced from 21 exons. The coding region runs from base 336 to 2954 and encodes 872 amino acids.
AUUUCAGGGGCGUGGGCGAUUUGUGAUACUUUUUUGUUUUGCUGCAAGAAAAACAUAACGAUUGUUGUAGCUAGUAAAUGCCACUUUUUGGUAAGAUAGAUAUUAAUGGUCUAGAAAUUGUUGUAGUAUUUUUUUUUUUUAGGAAGAGGGGAACAUAUUAAAGAUUUAUCUUCCCGAUUUAUUUAUUUGUAGCUAGCUGGCUAUUCAGUUGCCGUUUACUAGCUAGCUUAGCUAGCUAGCCGUUUAGGAAACGUUAGAUCGAUCGCCUAUGCUUGGUUGCCCUUUCGCCAGUAAAAAGGACGAUUUUAAAAUGAAAGGAAAGCUUAGCUAACUGAAUGACAAACAGUGUAUCUGCAAAUUCAUCUAGCAAUUGUAUCAGCAUAAUCCCAGGGUGGGUGGCUUUUGACCUAGAGGGCACGGUCUUGCUAUGGACAGCUAAGAAGAGAUUGGUUGGAUGUGAUGGUCAUGUAACGAUGUCUUGUAAAUCCACCAAAGUCGCACCAAGUGUUGAUUUCGACCAUAGCUGCUCGGACAGUGUGGAAUAUUUGACACUUAAUUUUGGCCCAUUCGAGACUGUCCAUCGCUGGAGAAGGCUCCCACCGUGUGAUGAGUUUGUCGGUGCCAGACGCAGCAAGCACACCGUUGUGGCAUACAGGGAUGCCAUAUAUGUAUUCGGGGGAGAUAAUGGGAAAAACAUGCUGAAUGACUUGUUGCGCUUCGAUGUGAAAGACUGCUCAUGGUGCCGAGCCUUCACCACCGGCACACCACCUGCACCCAGGUAUCACCAUUCUGCCGUGGUGUAUGGCAGCAGCAUGUUUGUGUUUGGAGGCUACACUGGCGAUAUCUACUCAAACUCCAAUCUGAAAAACAAAAAUGACCUUUUUGAGUACAAGUUUGCAACAGGACAGUGGACGGAGUGGAAAGUGGAGGGCAGUUUGCCUGUGGCCAGGUCAGCACAUGGUGCCACAGUGUACAGUGAUAAGCUAUGGAUAUUUGCUGGCUACGAUGGAAAUGCCAGGUUAAAUGACAUGUGGACCAUCAGUCUUCAGGACCGAGAGCAUGCUUGUUGGGAGGAGAUUGAACAGAGCGGUGAGAUCCCUCCCUCCUGCUGCAACUUCCCUGUAGCCGUGUGCAGGGACAAGAUGUUUGUGUUCUCCGGCCAGAGUGGAGCUAAGAUCACCAACAACCUCUUCCAGUUUGAGUUCAAGGGCCACAUGUGGACGCGCAUCCCGACCGAACACCUGCUGCGGGGCUCCCCCCCGCCCCCCCAGAGGCGCUAUGGCCACACCAUGGUUGCCUUCGACCGCCACCUGUACGUGUUUGGAGGCGCGGCCGACAACACGCUGCCCAAUGAGCUGCACUCCUACGACGUGGACUCCCAGACCUGGGAGGUGAUCCAGCCCAGCCUGGACAGUGAGGAUCCCCUUGGAAACGAGAUGACCUCAUCUCAAGGGUCAAUUCUGAUGCCUAGUGGAAGACUGUUCCAUGCGGCCGCUGUGAUCCAGGAUGCCAUGUACAUCUUUGGGGGAACGGUGGACAAUAAUGUGCGCAGCGGGGAGAUGUACAGAUUUCAGGUGGGCGUCUGUUUUUCUUGCUACCCAAAGUGCACGCUCCACGAGGACUACGGCAAGCUGUUUGAGAACCGUCAGUUCUGCGAUGUGGAGUUCAUCCUGGGAGAGAGGGAGGAGAGAGUCCUGGGUCAUAUUGCCAUUGUGACUGCAAGAUGCCAGUGGCUGAGAAAGAAGAUCCUGCAGGCCCGGGAUAGACAGAGACAGAGGAUUAAACAACAGGAGAACAGUGAGGAGGGGGGCGAGGAGGGGGCGGGGGCCGGAGGUCCCAGGGAUAUCCCAGGGGGCACCAGGGCGUCAGGGAACCAGCCCAUGCUGGAGGUGCACAUCAGAGAGGCCGAGGCCCAGCCCUUCGAGGUGUUGAUGCAGUUCCUGUACACAGACAAGAUCCAGUACCCGCGCAGAGGUCACGUCCAGGACGUUCUGCUCAUCAUGGAUGUCUACAAGCUGGCGCUGAGCUUCAAGCUAUCGCGGCUGGAGCAGCUGUGUGUGCAGUACAUCGAGGCGUCGGUGGACCUCCAGAACGUUCUGAGCGUGUGCGAACAAGCCAACAAGCUACAGCUGGAUCAGCUCAAGGAGCACUGUCUUAACUUUGUGGUGAAGGAGACUCACUUUAACCAGGUGAUCAUGACCAAGGAGUUUGAGCACCUGUCCACCCCUCUGAUCGUGGAGAUAGUCCGGCGGAAGCAGCAGCCUCCCCCCAGGGUGUACUCGGAUCAGCCCGUGGACAUCGGCACCUCCCUGGUGCAGGACAUGAAGGCCUACUUGGAGGGCGGCGGCCUGGACUUCUGUGACAUCGUCCUGCUGUUGGACGGACACCCGCGGCCCGCCCAUAAAGCUAUACUAGCUGCCCGCUCAAGCUACUUUGAGGCGAUGUUCCGUUCCUUCAUGCCCGAGGAUGGCCAGGUGAACAUCUCUAUCGGUGAGAUGGUGCCCAGCAAGCAGGCCUUUGAGUCCAUGCUCCGCUACAUCUACUAUGGCGACGUUAACAUGCCUCCAGAAGACUCUCUCUACCUGUUCGCAGCACCAUAUUACUAUGGUUUCUCCAACAACAGGCUACAGGCCUACUGCAAGCAGAACCUGGAGAUGAAUGUGACGGUGGAGAACGUCCUCCAGAUCCUAGAGGCGGCGGACAAGACCCAGGCCUGGGACAUGAAGAAGCACUGCCUGCACAUCAUCGUCCACCAGUUCAUCAAGGGGUCUCAAACUUGCCUCCCUCGGGCCAGAUGCGGCCCGCAUGCCGAUUUCAUGCGGCCCGCAGUUGUCUUGGUGUCCAAGCUCCCCAACCUGAGGUCCCUCAGCCAGCUGCUGCUGCUGGACAUCAUCGAGUCCCUUGCCUCACAUAUAUCAGACAAGCAGUGUGCAGAGAUGGGCUCCGACAUCUAGGACCAGGCUGCUCACUUCUCGCUACCGAAGCCCUCCGUGUCUGCUCCCUCCCUCUUUAGUCAUUCCCUUACACCAGUGGAGGCUGGUGAAAGGAGAAAUGGGGAGGACGGACUCUCCUGCCCUCCCCAUUUCUCCUUCCACUAGCAGCCACUGCUAUGUAAGUGGGUCUUACAUAGCAUUUCUUCAACCUUGUCCUAAAUGUCAAUUUGUAUCUAUGCUGAGUUACCUUGUAUCAGCUCUCUUAUUGGAUCAUGUUUAAAUGAGCUGCGAGAGGAAUACUGAACAUUGGAAGAUUAUCACCUGAAUGUGUACGUCUGGGCCAGGCUUGAGAAUGCUGAUCUUCACGAUUGCGCUAGCAUGAAGUAACCUUCCCUUCAUCCUUGUUCAGUUAGCCUGAUUUAAGUUAGCCUGAUUUCAGUUAGCCUGAUUUCAGUUAGCAUGGUUUAUAAGUACCCUUUUCAUCUACUUAUUUCCUCAUAUAUUCAUCUUCUAAUUUCAGAAAUGGUGUGUAAAAAGAAAAAAGUUGAAUUCUCCUGCAUAGUAAGAGUACAUACCACAGGAGUUUGGUGGCACCUUAAUUGGGGAGAACAGGCUUGUGGUAAUGGUUGGAGCGGAAUCAGUGGAAUGGUAUCAAAUA